This is a messenger RNA of Aspergillus piperis CBS 112811, 1424 nucleotides long. RefSeq names its product oxidoreductase-like domain-containing protein. Lineage: Eukaryota; Fungi; Ascomycota; Eurotiomycetes; Eurotiales; Aspergillaceae. The coding region runs from base 443 to 1213 and encodes 256 amino acids. The record is from RefSeq and is a predicted model, not a curated record. Gene Ontology annotation, cellular component: mitochondrion. The transcript has a single exon.
CAUAAUUUUCGCCGGGGGCUUAUUAUUGUCAGUCUCGAGAAGGGUGGGAUGCGAUCUGGCUAAGCUCGCUCUAGUGGGAGCUUGGUAGGACAUCCGUUGACUGGUGCGCUGCUGGGGGUCAUCCUGAGAAGGCGCGGGGUCUUUCAUUUGCGACGCGGUGACGGGGAUCGCGGUCGGGGUCGCUUAUGUAGCGGCUCGAGAAGAGGUGAAAACAGAACACCUAAUCAGCCGUCCAUGCGAGAUUUAGAAGCAGACAACCUCCGCAGAGGGGAUAGAGGAGCGUCCGGGGGAAAGCGCCAUCACCAAACAUCAACAACAUCCACUGCUUUGCCGGUUUGCACUGUUUGCAGCCUCGGGAUUAUGACAUAACCGCCGCUUUCUCAUCUUCAGCCCAUCUCUUUCCGAUCUUCCCUUUUCUUUUUGUCGCAACUCCAACUUCACCAUGGACGCUCCUUGUCUGGCGAUUCGUUCGCCCCUCCUCAGACGCUGCCAUGUCUGUCUUUCCGGUCCGCGCAUACCCGAUGCAUCUCGCUUGACCCGACCACGUGCCGUCACCCCAUUCAUUCGCCGCUCCAGCACCCGCAGAUAUGCCACCGUCCAAGACACACAGGCGGACAGUUUGAAUGACUCCAAGUCCCGUCAAGCGCAUCCGCUAUCGGGCUAUUACUACGAUAUUUUGUCCACUCGCUCACCCUACCGACACCACGCGACAACCGAUACCAAGACUGAAGAGCCCAAGCCAGAGGCGCAAACACCACAGGAAAAGAUGGCCAUUGUCUUCGGCACUCGGUUAGCUGGUCCCGGCAGGUCCUCACGCUACGAUCCGGGCUCCGCACCGGAUAAGACAUGGAAAACCAUAAACGGGGUGGCCAUCCCUCCUCGACCGGAGGAGCCCGACAAUUGCUGCAUGAGUGGCUGUGUCCACUGCGUAUGGGACGAUUUCCGAGACGAGCUGGAGGACUGGGCCUUCAGGCUUGAACAAGCCAAGGCGAAGGGUGCGAGCAAAAGUGAUGCCUCGGAUAUGCGGCAUACCCCACGAGCGGAAGUCCGCUCAGCUAGCAUGAGCAUGGAUGACGAUGGUGGUGGCAGUGAGACCAAUUGGUCGGCGCCUACUUCGGACGAUGACUUGUUCGCGAGUAUUCCUGUAGGGAUUCGAGAGUUCAUGAAAACGGAGAAGAAACUGAAGCAACGGCAUCAGCAGGAAUCAGCGUGAAAUGAUGCCCGGUACAUUUCUUUCUGCUUAGUGGCAUUUUUUCUCUUCUCUACUACGAAUACCCUUGUGUGAUGAUUGAUGUGGAUUAGCUUGGUGUUUGGACUAGAUUUGUACAUACUUAGACUAUACUACUGCUGCUUAGAUGUAGAUUGUAUAUAUUACUCCGCCAUGGUGGUGUUUAAAUUAUAUAUGCAAGAUGAUCCUAACACGA